AUGGAAAAGGAUCCGCCAGAUUCCACCAAAUCAGCACCAUCUUUACUGGACGAUUCGCGGCUUCAGAAAGAAGAUAUAGCUAAAACAAGACGCUCCCAACUGUCGCAAAUACGAACCAAGCUCAACUUUUCAUCUGCUCCAUGGACUAUAACCAAAUACUUUAUCAUAUAUCUCUCGGAAUGCGUGAAAUCAUUCGUACGAUAUCUCGCCAAGCACGUGGCUGGUGUCAUGACGAUAUUCUUGAUGAUCUUGGGGGCCCUCGUUGUUUAUUCUGCUGAUGGGCCACAUCAACAUACUAUAUCGUAUUUGGAAGCAUCAACACUCUGGUAUGGAUACUGGCUCGCUCUAGGCAUGGCAUCAUCUAUUGGGCUUGGAACAGGACUGCAUACUUAUGUGCUGUUUCUUGGACCUUUCAUUGCAAGAGCUACGCUAACGGCUUAUCGUUGUGGUUCGGUGGAUUUUGAGACUCGUGGGCCAAACAGUUUUCAAUGUGUGUCUGUUGAUCAGGCCGUAACUAUUUGGCAGAUAGCAAGUAAAAUUAGAUUAGAGUGCUUUUGGUGGGGUGCUGGAACCGCAUUGGGAGAGCUGCCACCGUAUUUUGUUGCUAGAGCUGCUGCUGCUGCAGGACGAGACGAUCAGGAUAUAGCCAGUAUAGAGAAUCUGAGCCGAAAACCAUCAUCAGAGUUAAAGUUUAGUGAGCGAGCCCAACUUGGAAUGUAUAGCAUGUUGACCAAGUUUGGGUUUAUUGGGAUUGUAUUGUGUGCUUCGAUACCCAACCCACUAUUCGAUCUCGCUGGCAUAAUAUGUGGGCACUUUUCAAUACCAUUUUGGAAGUUCUUUGGUGCUACAUUUGUGGGGAAGGCUCUUAUAAAAAGCUCUUUACAGAGUUUCGCAGUCAUCAUCCUCUUUUCGAAAGACAUACUAGAAGAUGUGAUUAUGGCAUGGCUGAAAAGAAAAUAUCCAAGUGUUCAUAUAUAUGUCCAGCAAAUGCUGGAUAGUCAGUUACGGCAGUUUAAUGAUGGGACACCUACCAAGGUCCGAGCAAGCACGUUUGCAUAUGCAUGGAAUCUAAUACUCUUAUUUAUGGUUGGAUAUUUCAUCCUGUCGAUAAUUGAAUCUCUCGCCUUGAGUCAAAUAAGGCAAACUCAUGAUCAGGAAAUAACGGAUUUGUUGAAAGAAUAG
Molecule: messenger RNA, 1182 nt
Organism: Synchytrium microbalum
Lineage: Eukaryota; Fungi; Chytridiomycota; Chytridiomycetes; Synchytriales; Synchytriaceae
Exons: 8
Coding region: 1-1182 (393 amino acids)
Source: RefSeq, a predicted model, not a curated record